GGAGGCGAGGCAUGCGCGGGGCGGAAGUGCGGACUGCCCGGCCCCGUCCUCCUGCCUUUACUGGAUCGGAUCGAGGUUUCUCCGGUUGCCGCUGCCGGCCCACCGACCCGGCCGUGCUCUCCACUCAGGCUGCCCCGCCCGAGCCGGCACCAAGAAGGUCACUGUAGGAAACUCAUCGUACUUUUAGCCCUCGGCCCUCAAAUCAGUGCUGCUUUCUACCUCCGAUAACCUGGACAGAUAAAUGACUUCUCUUCCUGUCAGCCCACGAACAAGCAGACAACCAAGAGUGACUUCAGAUAGGUCCCUGCUGACUUUCAGUCUGAUGCCCGUCCAACCCUAUGACCACUUGGAAUGGAAUGAUUCUAUGCACUCCCUUCGGAUAACUGUGGGUGGACUUCCCGUCCUUGCGUCCAUGACCAAAGCUGCUGACCCCCGCUUUCGACUCCGCUGGAAGGCAAUUGUAGUGUCUUCACUGUGCUUUGGUAUUGUACUUUUGCUGCUGUGCUUCCACCGUUCAUCCACAGGAAGACCAGUCCAACCCAAUGUUCACAACCGGAGGCUUAAUCAGUUUUUUAGUGACCGCUACAAUGAUACCUAUCCUCUGUCACCAUCCCAGAAGACUCCCAAUGGAGUUCGAUACCGAAUUGCAGUUAUCGCUGACUUGGACACUGAAUCCAGGGCCAAAAAGGAAAAUACCUGGUUCAGUUACCUGAAAAAGGGCUACUUGACCUUGUCAGAGAGUGGAGACAAAGUGACUGUGGAGUGGGAUAAAGAGGAUGGCAUCCUAGAAUCCCACCUGGCUGAAAAAGGAAGGGGCAUGGAACUCUCAGAGCUCAUUGUUUUCAAUGGGAAGCUCUACUCAGUGGAUGAUAGAACUGGGGUGGUCUACCAGAUUGAAGGCACUAAGACAGUGCCUUGGGUGAUCCUGUCAGAUGGAGAUGGUACAGUGGGAAAAGGUUUUAAAGCUGAAUGGCUGGCUGUGAAAGAUGAGCAUCUGUAUGUUGGAGGCCUGGGCAAGGAGUGGACCACUACUACUGGUGAAGUGAUGAAUGAAAACCCUGAGUGGGUAAAGGUGAUUGGCUACAAAGGCAAUGUAUAUCAUGAAAACUGGGUAUCUAACUACAACGCUUUGAGAGAUGCUGCUGGGAUUCGCCCCCCAGGCUAUCUAAUUCAUGAGUCAGCUUGUUGGAGUGACACACUACAGCGAUGGUUUUUCUUGCCUCGUCGGGCCAGCCAUGAACGUUACAAUGAAAAGGAAGAUGAGCACAGGGGUACCAACCUUCUCCUUCGAUCUGCUCAAGAUUUUGGAGACAUCUCUGUGAGCCAUAUUGGGGAAGUAACCCCAACACAUGGCUUCUCUUCCUUCAAAUUCAUUCCUAAUACAGAUGACCAAAUCAUCGUGGCUCUGAAAUCAGAAGAGGAUAAUGGCAAAAUUGCUACUUACAUCAUGGCCUUCACUCUAGACGGACACUUCCUUCUCCCGGAGACCAGGAUUGGGAAUGUAAAAUAUGAAGGAAUAGAAUUUAUUUAAAACAAAAGAAAGAAAGAAAAAAACAUUUUCACAGAGCAUAGCUAAGUGGCUGGGCUGUGUAAGCUGGGUCAUUACUUUGGUUUUAUACAGAUGAGAGGACUUUAGAUUUUAUUUUUAUGAUUUUUUUCUUUUUUGAUGCAAUGAAAGAUGUGUGUGUGCCCUGAUGGGUGAUUGCCAGAGGAGGAAGAUCAAAAUCCAAGACAGAUUAAUUAAGGAAAUGUCAGUUCUAGGAUUUCUCUGUAGUUACUGAAUGGGACACGUCUUUCAGUAACUGAGUGAUGGCUUCUGUUAUUGGGGAUUGUGCCAUGAUGUGUUCACAUUGGUACCUGGUAGUGAAAGACAGUCAUUAUCUUAAAUUCUGUCUGUGCUACCCAGUUCACUUCCUGCGACAGGACUUGUGAGCAGUUCCAGCACCUAAUUCCUCCCUACUUUUUUUUUUUUUUUUUUUUUUUGAGAUAGCCAGUGGAGAUUGGGGGGAAGAAUGGCUUUGAUUAGGGACUAUGAGUGUGUGAACACACCAAUGUUAAGGUACCAGGAACUAAUAAGUGCCCUGAGAAAAACCAACUCUUUUCUUUUCCCAAGUUUUAUAUAAGAUAAUCUUAAUCUCAGUGGCAGCUGACCUCAUUUUACUUAUUGGGGGCAAACUACAGUAUAACGGCAUGGCACUUUUAAGUCUAACUUAUUUUAAGAAAAACUAUUCCUCAUCCCAUAAAAUUGAAUCAUCAAAUUUAAUCACAUAAUAGGAAGCCCUACACUUAAGUCAUUCACUCAUCAGACAGUAAGGGGCCAUUGGGACAGUCUGUUCUGGGUCAAGAUUAAAAUAAAAUAUGCAUACAGUGAAAGAAUGUUAUUAGAUAGUUAUAGUUAGUAAAGUAACUUUUAAUAUGGUCCUGAGCCCUGGGCCAGCAGAUAGGAAAUUAAUAGGAAAAGAAACUUUAAUUUUAAACUUCUUCAGAAACAAAAUGGAAACAUUCAUAUCACCAUAAGCUUUUAUAGAGGCCUUGAUUUUUCACUUUCUUGCCUUUUAAGUGGAAUGAUGGUUUCUGACAUGAAUAAACUUAAGUUCCCUGGACUAUUUUAUUCCAAGAAACUUAGUGUUUGGAGUUGAGGCCCAGGCUCCAAAUUUACCUGAAAUAAUUUUAGUGGGGCAUUCAUCAUCUUCUAACUCUUCUGUUAUUUUACCUUGAUCCUCAGGCUGCCUGCUUUCUGAUAUCUUCUCUCAACACUUCCUUGGUACAGACAAGAGAACUAGAAUAACUGGGAACAAGACUAAGAAGGGAAGUUUCUCUCAGUGUGCAGUGUUCCUCCCUAAAAAAAAAGCUACCUCAUUUUCUUAUUUUUUUUUUCCCUAUAAGAAAAACUGUCCAGGUGAUGGGUAUUAAGGAUGGGUGAGCAAAAUGAGAGGAUCUUCCUUUAAUCGAUAACAGCUUUUUCACAACUUGAAACUUUCAUACAGUUUCUUUGAGGAAAUCUAAUUCUGAUCUUUCUUUUUUGUUCUGAAGGUCUCUGUUUCUCUGUGCUGUAAAUAAAGGGAGUGUGGGGGAGAGAAGGAGAAGAAAUUUAAGUUAUUGAAUAGUCCUUGUUUACCUAGAACUUAUAGACACUAAUUCAUGUCCAACUGGUAAACAGAUAUGUCCCAGGCUAGAUUGCCUUCUUAUUUCCUUUUUCUCCUUUGAUUAAUGUCAGCCAUAUAUGGACUGACCAGUUAAAAAGCCAAGCAGUUUCAGGAGGACAUGGAAAAUUUAAGAGAAUCAUUAGUUUGGAAUAUCUUAUGCUAGGUUUGAAGUCAGAUAUGAGGAGGACCUUUUAAGGUGUUUUGAAGUCAGUGAGAAUAACUUUCAAUUCCCAGCCUUGACAUUAAUGGAUUCACCAUUUAUAUAUGGUCAGUGAUUUUCCAUUAUCUUUAAAUCAUUCUGCCAUUUUUUCCUUCCCUCUCUCUUUACUACUGUAAACACAAUGAUUGUGUUCCUUGCCUGCUGGAUCUAUGUGUAAUAAUAAAGUUUCAGAGGGAAAUGUGAA
This is a messenger RNA of Antechinus flavipes (yellow-footed antechinus), 3550 nucleotides long. RefSeq names its product calcium activated nucleotidase 1 (gene CANT1). The transcript has 5 exons. Lineage: Eukaryota; Metazoa; Chordata; Mammalia; Dasyuromorphia; Dasyuridae. The record is from RefSeq and is a predicted model, not a curated record. Gene Ontology annotation, biological process: proteoglycan biosynthetic process. Gene Ontology annotation, molecular function: GDP phosphatase activity; calcium ion binding; UDP phosphatase activity. The coding region runs from base 242 to 1531 and encodes 429 amino acids.